GUUUGUCGCUAACUUAUGUCUUUGAUAAUUCCAACCUAGCAAUAUAAUUAUUUAAGAGAUUUCUUUUGCAUUAACGUUUUUUAUCGAUUUUGACCAUUUGCAGUUGAGUCAGUGCGUUUUUGUGCUUUCCAAGAGGCAGUUAAGUUCUGGACCAUAUUGAUGUUUAUUCUUUGAAGCAAAAACCCAGUAAAAUGGCAUUGUCACCACCACAACAGUUUUGCGUGAGAUGGAACAGUUACCAGUCAAAUCUACAGAAUGCCUUCCCUAAACUCCUGAACUCUGAGCACUUUGUCGACGUUACCCUGGCUUGUGAGAACGAAAUGUUGAAAUGUCACAAGGUGGUCCUGUCGGCUUGUUCAACUUACUUCGAAAAGCUGCUCCUGCACAACCCCUGCCAACACCCCAUCAUCUUCAUGAAAGAUAUGAAAUUUCACGAGAUGCAGUCGUUGAUCGACUUCAUGUACAAAGGGGAGGUUAAUGUAUCUCAGGAUGAUCUUCCAUCGCUGUUGAAAUCGGCGGAAGCCUUACAAAUAAGGGGCCUAUGUGGCUCCGACCAAAUCUUCGGGCAGCAAAACUUCGUCAAGACACAGUUAGCCAGAGCUUCAGCAGCUGUAGCGGCAGCUUCAUCGCAGGCUGCAUCAAGUACAAAUCCGGGAAGUGAGACAGACAAAGCUGUCGGUCAAGAGCACAACGUAAAAAGUGAAAAAACAGAGGAGAUGGAGUGCAAUCAAUCGGCUUCCGAGUCAGAUUCCAACGAUGCGUUGCAGAUCAGAGAGGAUACCGAAAACGUUAAGGAAGAACCGGAGGUGGAGGAAUCUUAUUACGAGGGUGAAUCAGAAAUCUUAGAUACGGAAUUUAUUGAAGGUGAAGGAACUAUCAACACUGGUGUGGAAGAUAAAGCCACUCCUAUGAAUGCCAUGGCCAACGUAUCUUGCCAUUACGAUGGCACUCCAGUUUCAGGUUCUUCUGCGAAGAGGAUAAGGAGGACAGAUGAGGAACUGAGAAGGGCUGCUGAGUGCAUAACGAGGGGCCAAACCUUCCAGAAUGUCAGCGACCAGUUCAGCAUACCGAUCUCCACGAUACGGUUCUACAUGGCCAGAAAGGGGAUAUUGCCGAGACGUAAGAGGGGCAGGGCUUGUUCUGGGGCGGUGCAUGUCAAUCUUCCCAGUUCCGGCUACAGCCCCAACAUGUACACCGGGAACCCGAACCACAUAACGCCCGGUAAUACAAGUCCAGUAGGUCCACCUUACCAUAUUGUACAUUAUAAGUUAUCCCAGCUGGGGGUGUCCAAACUGAAAUAAACCGAUCUCUUUCCAGGUCGCUAGGUCCCAGAUUUUGUAUAAAUACGCGCAACCUAGGAAUGAUUUGUCGUUUUUGAAUGCAUCCAGAUAAAAAGUGUAUUGUCCGGAAGUCGAGAGUGUUCGAGAGAUAUUUUUGUAAAACUAACUCGUUUAGUGGUUCUUUAUGUGUUCAGGUUGUGUCGGUACUUAAUUGAGUAUACUUACCCUAAUCUUCCUAACGAACAAGAGGUAUGGAACAGUAGAAUAUAUUUUAUUUCGACUUUUUCGUGGUUAGAGGAAGACCAAGAUGAGCGAUUAAGACAAUAAACAAUACAGGCCGGAAAUUCUUUGAAACGACAAAGUCAUUCCUGAUGCCGGUGGACUACUUUUCUUCGAAUAGUUCGAAAAAGAUUUCGAGUUUGAAGAAAUCUAGUUCCACGAUAACGUUGAAACAGAAAGGUUAUUUAUUUAUUUUUAUUAUCCCAUUGAACGUUUUCAUUUAGACUAGGGUUAUUUAUUUUCACGUUUACAUCACAUUGAUUUUUAUUGAUAUUUUUGUAAUUUUAUCUUGCCAUGUAAUUUAUUCGAUUUUUUACCUGUUAUUUAUUUAUUAUAUUCUCAGCGGGUCGUUCUGAUCGGAAAUGGUUCAGGAUGGCCUUUACGCGGAUAUUGAGACUGAUUUUUAAUUGUAGCAAGUACAGUUGUUCGGGUUUUUUCUGAUAUUAUUUUUUAAUUGAGGCAGUAUUGGAAUUAACGCAAAAGUCAUACCAAAAUCUUUGUAAAUAGGUUCCCACCAAAGUGUAGUAGUAAAUAUGUGUUGCAUGUUUUUCGUUCAUUCAAUUACUCCAGAAAUCUCUAAAUCUUUAUGUUUUUCCUAACCUGGGGGUUUUGAAGACAUAAAAUUUACUUUAGUUCAAAGUACAGAGCAAGUAAGGAUAUAUUUUCACUUUUCCCAUUCUCCGGUGUCCCGAGAACGAUUUAAAACCACCCUUACGGGUUUCCAAAGCUAUUUUCAGUAUGAUAUGUUCGAACCUCUAAUUAUGGGUGAUUUUUUUCUAAUAAAAUGAUGUAUAGAGAUAAAAAACGUAGGUAAACAGAAUUAUAGUACUCUAAUUAAGUCGUAAGUAGUAGAAUUCACUGAAUCAGUUCUAGUCCAAACGAUUAAACUCAUUAAGCAAACAGAAUAUACGAAAAGGAACACACGGCUUUCGUUUAAAUGAGAGUUUAAGUUAUUUACAGCCUUCCACAAUAUCAAUAGUGCCAUAAAAAAGAGAUAAUUAAAGUGCCUCUCAGAUCUAGAAUUUUUUUCUUACAAACACAAUAUCUUCAGUCUUGGUUCGAAACAAACAACCUUUGGAAAGAAUUAUUCGUCUGAAGAAGAUCAUUUAAGUAGGUACCAAAAUCCCUUGUUCACAUUUAAUUGAUCGGUGUCCAAAAAAAACGUUUCUCCAAUGAUUUAAACUAUGUUGUACAAACAAGUACCUACAUCAUGUGUAAAGUGCCAUCUUAAUAUAUUUUUCUAGUUUAAUAGAAAGCUUAAGUAUUGUGAAAUUAGACAUAAUUGUAUACAGUAUUCGGUCUUAAUAUAAAAGUAUCAAA
Messenger RNA from Coccinella septempunctata (seven-spotted ladybird), 2879 nucleotides. RefSeq names its product zinc finger and BTB domain-containing protein 14. NCBI's taxonomy places the organism in Eukaryota, Metazoa, Arthropoda, Insecta, Coleoptera, Coccinellidae. The record is from RefSeq and is a predicted model, not a curated record. Gene Ontology annotation, molecular function: protein binding. Gene Ontology annotation, cellular component: nucleus. Gene Ontology annotation, biological process: regulation of transcription by RNA polymerase II. The transcript has 6 exons. The coding region runs from base 192 to 1301 and encodes 369 amino acids.